Haliotis rubra (blacklip abalone) is the source of this 1030-nucleotide messenger RNA. RefSeq lists its product as uncharacterized. The record is from RefSeq and is a predicted model, not a curated record. Lineage: Eukaryota; Metazoa; Mollusca; Gastropoda; Lepetellida; Haliotidae. Bases 31 to 792 code for a protein of 253 amino acids. The transcript has 4 exons.
AUUCAAACUACUUCGAGAUACUGAAUCAACAUGACGCUUACAAUGAGAAACCUUGUGCUCGCUGUUUUCUCUAUCUUCCUACAAGGUGGUUUCGUAAACAAGGCGGAGAACGUUAUGCUGGCAAAGCCCAGUAAACUCAACAGUGUUGUCUGGAGUGCCGAAUAUGCGAAUGAUGGUAACCCCGGGUCCAUACCGGCUAGAACCGGGUCCACUGUGAAUCCCUACUGGCAGGGGGAUCUACAGGGAUACUUCACUGUCCACAACAUCUCAGUUACGAGUGACGUCGUCUAUAGUUAUGGACAAGACCUGGGAAGUUCUUACGUUGGUGUGUCCACGGAUGACAGCAUCGACUGCCCUAACGCGGACAUCUUCAUCUGCGGCCAAUGUCCAGAAGUAGUUGGUAGAGGAGACACCUUCACGUUUACUUGUUCCCACCCACAACCAGUCAGAUUCGUGAAGGUCUGGAGAAACCUUACUGGCAUUUUAGUCAUUGCGGAAGUUGAGGUUGAAGGCACGCCCCUGAAAAGAAGUGGAAGCAAGUACAAUAAGGAGCUCAACACUAAAGUUACAAAACCGAUGACGUCUCUCACGGCUGCCUCCGCCAAUGCCUGCGGUCUCCAGUGUCACUUGUCCCAGCCUUGCCUGAGUUUCAGCUACCACCCAACAGCUGCUCCCAACUGUCUCCUGACAACAAACCCAGAGGAUGCUGGAACAGCGGUGGGAUGGACGAAGUACACCAUCGAGAAGUGUUCGAGCAAGAUCACCUGUGACCUGACAGACCAGUUCAAGUAGUACCAGAUCUAAUACCUUUUCAGUGGACGUUUUACUCUUGGCAUACAUUAUUUCCAUGUUAUGUGAUGUGUUGAAUGUACAAAUGGUACGUUAUCGUCAAGAUCCAGAUUAUAAUUGAUCUUAAGCAAUCCAUGCUUGUCGCAAGAAGCGACGCUGCCUUGUUUGACACACCUCAUCGUAUCCCAACUGCGUAGAUCGAUGUUCCGGGAUCUUGAUCACUGAAUUGUCUGGUCCAGAC